Messenger RNA from Phyllostomus hastatus (greater spear-nosed bat), 567 nucleotides. Its product is annotated as translation initiation factor IF-2-like. The record is from RefSeq and is a predicted model, not a curated record. NCBI's taxonomy places the organism in Eukaryota, Metazoa, Chordata, Mammalia, Chiroptera, Phyllostomidae. Bases 1 to 567 code for a protein of 188 amino acids. The transcript has 3 exons.
AUGUCCAUGUUCAACCCCCUUCUAAACCCUGCACUCAGACCACCAGGUCCCAGGCAGCCGGGACGCAUGCCAGGAGGUGCGCGGGGUGGGGGCGAGAGAGCCCCAGCCUCAGCUCUCCGCCCCCGGCCAUCCCCCCCCAGCAGCCCUGAGCUAGGAGAACGUGGGGGCCGAGGGCGCCCCCGCCGGCCCCAGACCCUAGUAGAGCCAAAGGACACUGCCCCGGGGGAGGGGGUGGGGGUGCCCGCAGCAGGGUCAGAGGCGGCCGGAGGGCGGCGGCCGGGGCACGCGGAUUGGCCCGAGGGGCAGGUCCUCGGCGGUGGCGAGCUAGGCGGCGGCUCCGGCGCAACCCUGCAGCCCCGGACGGCGGGCGGCGACAGAGUCAGCGGCAAGGGGAAGCGGUGCGCCGGCGUUGGGGCGUCGGCCUGCGCCCGCCAGUGGGCACCGACCCGGACCCGCGCUGCGCCGCGCUCCUCGGGGACCUCGCGAGCGGCCGGAGCCUGGCGCUCGCCUCCAGGAAGCCGCGGGUCGGCGCUCGCCCUCGAGGGAGCCGGGACCUCUGCCGACUGA